AUGCGGUUCCUUACUCUCGCUCUGGCGUUUCUGGGAUUUCUAGGCAUGGCCUCGGCGGCCAUUGACCUGGAUGGUGUCCCGAGUUGUGCAGUCAGCUGCAUGAUCAAGGCGCUCACGCAGUCAACGUGUCCUGCCACCGAUGCAGCGUGUCUCUGCGUCGAUCCAAAGUUCAACGCAGCCGUGGGACCAUGCAUCCAGCAGACAUGUAGCAUCAAAGAGAUCCUCAUCACCACGAAUGCCACUUGGUCACAAUGUCAUUUCCCCCUCACGGACGAGAGGCCCACGAUUUACUGGAUCAGUGGCGCUGUGACUGUCGUUACUGUCGCCUUCAUGGUUAUGCGGCUUGCUUCCAAGGCCAUGAAGCUUUCAGUGUGGGGGGCUGAUGACACUGUUAUCAUGAUUGCUUUUGGCAUGGUCAUCGCUUACUACAUCGAGCUUUUCUUCUUCGUUCGUGCUGGGCUUGGCAGAGAUAUUUGGACGCUUCACGACUACGACAUCACAUACUUCUUAAAGCUCCUCUAUGUCUUUGAGUUCUUCUACUACAUCGGCCUCGCUUCCAUCAAGGCCUCAAUUUUGUUCCUGUUCCUCAGGAUCUUCCCGGACAACCGCUUCCGCAAGAUCCUCUGGCUGAUGCAGGGUCUCAACUUGCUCGUUGGUUUAUCCUUCGUCAUCCUCUGCUUUUGCGAAUGUCAGCCUAUCAACUUCUUUUGGAACGGCUGGGAUGGAGAGCACGAGGGGACGUGUUUGGACCUGAACCGUAUCGGGCUCAGCCACGUUGCUUUGAAUAUCACCCUAGACGUGGUGAUGCUUAUCCUGCCCAUCACCCAGCUUUACAAGCUUCAGAUGGACAGGAAGAAGAAACUGGGUGUGAUGGCGAUGUUUCUUGUCGGUAUCUUCCUCACUAUCGUCAGCAUCUUGCGCAUCAAGACGUUGAUUGCCUUCACAACGUCAUUGAAUACGACUGCCGAUUCCGUAGCAGUCGUACUCUGGGCCUACGUGGAACUCGGCGUUGGCGUCGUCGUCGCCUGCCUGCCCAACGUGCGCCAGCUCCUCAAAACGCUUCCCUCCAAGGUUGUUCACCUGUCGAACGCCGUGGCAUCCGCAAUGGGCUCAUCAAUGUCAAGCAGCCGCACGGUGUCAGUCUCUCAAGUGUACCACGACAAACCGAACAAGUCGUUCGGCGACACGACGACGACGAUGGCGACCGACACGACAAUAGCUCCUUCGGUAGCAAGUCGCUCGCCUCGGGCCUCGCAGUAA
This is a messenger RNA of Colletotrichum siamense, 1260 nucleotides long. Its product is annotated as Satratoxin biosynthesis SC1 cluster protein 4. The record is from RefSeq and is a predicted model, not a curated record. NCBI's taxonomy places the organism in Eukaryota, Fungi, Ascomycota, Sordariomycetes, Glomerellales, Glomerellaceae. Bases 1 to 1260 code for a protein of 419 amino acids. The transcript has 8 exons.